This is a messenger RNA of Chroicocephalus ridibundus (black-headed gull), 1053 nucleotides long. It is a transcript of the gene RPS19BP1, whose product is annotated as ribosomal protein S19 binding protein 1. The coding region runs from base 85 to 507 and encodes 140 amino acids. Gene Ontology annotation, molecular function: enzyme binding. The transcript has 4 exons. Gene Ontology annotation, cellular component: nucleolus. NCBI's taxonomy places the organism in Eukaryota, Metazoa, Chordata, Aves, Charadriiformes, Laridae. The record is from RefSeq and is a predicted model, not a curated record.
GCGGAAGUGGCGUCACGCGCGGGCGGAAGUGCGGCGGCGAGGCAGAAGUUGGCCACCGGCGUUGAGGGGCCGGGGUGCGCGGUCAUGUCGGCCUCCCUGCUGCGGCGCGGCCUGGAGCUGCUGGAGGCGCCGGGCCGGGGAGAGACCCCGCCGGGGCUCCAGCGGGAGCGGGACGGCCCCGGGGCGGCGGGCGCUGCGAGGCGGAGGAAGGCGGUGCCGCAGGCAGGGAGGAAUAAGGCCACGGUCAAGGGCAGAGUUGUGAAGUCGGCGAUAGAGGAGUAUCACAAGAAGAAGCCCGUGAAUCACUUGACAGCAAACCUGAAGUACAUGUUGAAGGGACGAUUUGUUGCGAACAAAGCCAUCACAGAACAAGUUCUUGCUCAGAACAGAGGCAGGAAGUCCAAAGAUCAGCCUCCAAAGAAGGAAGCAAAGAAGAAACCCGAGGGCACUGUCUUUACUGAGGAAGAUUUCCGUAAAUUUGAGAGAGAAUACUUUGGGAGACCGUAAACAACGUGACAGGGAUUCUUGCAGCUCCAGUAUUUCUGCAGCUGAGUGCUCAGCACGCAGGACUGACCACUUCCUCGACAUGUUUGAGAUGGGACACAGGAGGUGUGCCUCCGUCAGCAAGUGCUUUAAUGUCACACUUGCAUCUGUGCAGAACUUGUUACUGGCCAAAUAGAGCCAUGAAGGUUCUCUUGGCUCUGAGAUGUGUUGUCCUUGUAAUUAUCUCCCUCCAGCCAGCAUGUCUUGCAUUCUUAAUGUAGAAGGGUGGACGAAGCCAAAUAUAAAUCUUGUUCCCUUUCAUCAGGAUGUAAAGCUUCUGCUACCUGUGUUAUUUGGCAGGGAGCAUUUAAAAUACUGUAUCUGAAUGGAGAAAUGUUUUGGAUGAGCAGUAAUGAAUCAUAGGAAGGGGAGGAUGCUUUGAAAGACUGUUAAGCCUGAGUAGCCCUGCAGGUUUUGUUCUUUUUACAGCCUCUGUCAGGUUUCUCAGUCACUGUAAAAACUUUUUAUAUGUCGUUUGAUUAAAUAAUUGUUGCAGACGCUGCCACUCUU